AUGCGAUUGAUCUGCGCGUUGCCUGGGCUCACGACGAGCCUCUUCACCGCUGAGACCGACUUGAACGACAUGGUGUGCGACUUGAAACUCUAUAUCAAGGCCCAGAAUUCAGCCAAAAUCAAGUGCGACGCCGGCGAUCUCAAGAUCUUUUCCGCUUCUACGAGGAACUCGUGGCUGUCGGACGAUGCCAUGUUAGCGCUGGAGGAAGGGUAG
Messenger RNA from Phytophthora sojae, 213 nucleotides. RefSeq lists its product as hypothetical. The transcript has a single exon. Bases 1 to 213 code for a protein of 70 amino acids. Lineage: Eukaryota; Oomycota; Peronosporomycetes; Peronosporales; Peronosporaceae. The record is from RefSeq and is a predicted model, not a curated record.